Molecule: messenger RNA, 411 nt
Organism: Entamoeba nuttalli P19
Lineage: Eukaryota; Evosea; Mastigamoebida; Endamoebidae
Exons: 1
Coding region: 1-411 (136 amino acids)
Source: RefSeq, a predicted model, not a curated record
AUGGCUGAGAAAGCUAUCCCUCAAAAUUCUCGUCAAAUGCUUUCUGGUCAAAUUCCAUCUCCUGGAGGUGUUCAACAACAACCACAUGUUCCAAUGGCUUCUGACUAUUUUACAGAUCAAGAUAGACGUUCAUCAUAUAUGUAUGAUCAACAAAGAAGUCUUGGAGGAGGAGCUGAUAUGAUUCCACCUGAUUUCAGUCAUAGUCAAGACCCAUCAUAUGGAUAUCCAAGUGUUUAUAGAAAUCCUACUUAUCAAGCUCCUCUUUCUCAAUAUCCACAACCUCAAUCACAACCACCUUAUAAACCAACUGACCAAUCAAAAUUUAAAACAGUUUCAGAAGUGAAUAAACGACCGGAUAAUAUCCAAGACGAUAAUAUACAAAUAGCUCCAAAGAAACCGCCUGAGGCUUAA